Daphnia carinata is the source of this 1343-nucleotide messenger RNA. RefSeq names its product cobalamin trafficking protein CblD-like. Gene Ontology annotation, biological process: cobalamin metabolic process. The record is from RefSeq and is a predicted model, not a curated record. The coding region runs from base 143 to 1069 and encodes 308 amino acids. Lineage: Eukaryota; Metazoa; Arthropoda; Branchiopoda; Diplostraca; Daphniidae. Gene Ontology annotation, cellular component: mitochondrion. The transcript has 7 exons.
UGGUUUACGUAUUAUUGUGAGCAUUAUUGAAUUGCGGAAUAAACACUACGUAUUAUUGUGAUCACUAAGGGAGAAGCAUUGUUUUUAACUUUACUGAAAAAAAAAGCAAAAAAGAGAAAACGGGUGUUUGGUUUACAAAACAAUGGCAUCACGACUUCUAUCUCGGCGUCAUUUCGUCAUAUUUGGGAAAAAUUUGAAAUCCUAUGCCAAAGCUCUGCAACAAACUGAGUGUAGAAGCUUUUCUUCCCAAGGGAGUGGAGAUAAACGCCAUCCCCAUGCAAUUGUGCUUUUAGAAGAGAAUGCUGAUGGUACAACAGUAUGGCCAGAUCCUAGUUUGGGCUUAUUAGGUCCUAAAGAUUUGAGAAUGCCAUUACCUGGUAAUGUUGGGUUUUCCCAUCGCCUUUCUCUGCAUUUACCAUCUGUUACACACCAAAGCAAAAAACAUGCUCUGAAAGAUACAGAACUGCUCAGUACGAUAACUAACUAUGAAAGGCAGUAUCAAGUUGUAAAGCAGUCAAUUCAGGAGGAUGAUGAACUUAAUUCAGAAGAAAUUGAAGAACUUUUACUGGAUUUACCUCAACCUUCUGAUGUCCUAGAAUGUGUAGCCCAAGAUUGCCCUAAACUUGUCAAAAAAGAUUUUGCUGAACUUUUUCCGAGUCGUGAUGUGAGUUUCGGCCCAUUAACUGUCGUCACUCUUGCCCAAAAAACCAAAAGCGACAUGAGUGAAUGGAGUGAAGUUGUGGAGUACGAAAGGGAGGAGCUCGUCGCAUGUUUCGUUGACGCAGCCAAAGAAAUUUGUGAACAACUGCAGAACGGUGGUUAUUGGUCCGACUUUAUCGAUCCUACCUCUGGACGUCCUUAUCUAGGAAGCUAUACAAAUGCUACGUUGUUUGAAACAGAUGAACGUUAUCGCCAUUUAGGAUUUUCUAUUGAAGAUCUUGGAUGCUGUAAAAUUAUUCGUCAUGGUCAAUGGGGAACUCACGCUUUUGUUGGUUGUAUUUUUACAAAUGCCCCUUUCGAUAGCAAGGCGCUGCAAGACGUUCUUCGCAAUCAGCGUCAGAAAAACUAACUCAAUCCGAGUAGAUGUGUGUAGAAAGAGAUAUGUCGGCUAAUUAAUGCUGAACGAGGCGGCGAGAACAGACAUUCACCUAUUUAAAUAGGAUUUACCGUUCAAGAGUCGACAUCUACGUUUACCGGUUCAGUUGUUUUGGCGUCAACGUCAAAUAGUACGAUCUUCGGAAAAACUGAAAUUUGUGAAAACUGUUCUACCAUAAGAUUUCUAAUACUUCCUAAAUGUUCUGUGAAAUUUAUUUGCUGAGGGGAUAAAAAAAUUGAAAAUCUCA